AAUACAAAGAGAUUUAUUAUUAUCAUAUCUAUCUGGCGAGUGAGCGAAGUUGUGCAGACACAAACGGAGGGCAGUAGUGGUCGUCUACUUCCCCUGCGCUCCUCCGCCGUCUCCUCCUUCUCUGCCUCCUCCUCUUCCUGUUUUUUUUUCUUAUCUGCUUGUAUGCCGCUCCGAGUCGAACUCGAUACAAUCUAAUCACACUUCCACAUUCAUUCCGCUCUUCCCUCCUCGUCUCUUUAUCUAGAAUUUCAUACGUAACGCAUACUUGAGACCCACAAACAAGUGUUUCAAGAUUCACCAAAUUAAACAUUGAUAUUCUUCAUUAUCUGUCUAGAACUCUCGUUGUUGCUUUACAAAUUCAAGAAAAUGGAUUGUUGGUCUCCUUCGUUGAAUGUCGAUCAAGAAUUUGCCAAGCUUCUAAAUCGUAUGCAUCCACCCAGGGUUACUGUCGAUAACAUCACAGACAGAAAAGCCACCUUGAUUAAGGUUGACAGUGCCAACAAGCGAGGGAGCUUGUUAGAAGUGGUUCAGGUUUUGACCGAUUUGAAUAUACUAAUCAAAAGAGCUUACAUUUCUUCAGAUGGCGAAUGGUUUAUGGAUGUAUUCCAUGUUACUGAUCAGUAUGGAAACAAGCUGACAGAAGAUAAUGUUGCUGAUCGAAUCCAACAGUCACUUGGCCCAAGAGGGUGCAGUUUCAGAUCGUUAAGGGGCUCAGUCGGGGUCCAAUCAGCCAUGCAACACACCACCAUCGAGUUAACCGGGCGUGAUCGACCCGGUUUACUUUCUGAAAUCUUUGCAGUUCUUUCAGACCUAAAAUGCAAUGUUGUAGCUGCAGAAAUCUGGACUCAUAAUUCAAGAAUGGCGUCAAUUGUUUACAUAACCGAUAACUCGACCCGACUCCCGGUCGAAGAUCCCGAUCGACUCACUAAAAUCAAACACCUUCUUGUGUCCAUUUUAAAAGGUGAUAAAGAUAAACGGGGCGCCCAAACCGCGGUUUCCCUCGGGUCGACCCAUACCCAAAGAAGGCUCCAUCAAUUGAUGUAUGCAGAUAGGGAUUAUGAUCCAGAUGGGUCUGAUUCUGAUCUAUCUACAAUCUCCAACAAUGAGAAACCUUUAGUGACAGUUGAAAACUUUAGUGAAAAAGGGUAUACUGUCGUUAAUGCAAAGUGUCGCGAUAGACCUAAGUUACUGUUUGAUGUUGUUUGUACACUGACUGACAUGCAAUAUGUCGUCUUUCAUGCCACCAUCAUCGCCGAAGGAGCUGAAGCUUCUCAGGAAUUUUACAUACGACAUACAGAUGGAUGCCCGAUUAGUUCCGAAGCCGAGAGACAACGUGUAAUUCAUUGCCUUGAGGCAGCUAUCAAGAGACGAAUUUCAGAGGGCGUGAGGCUAGAGCUAAGUGGGGAAGACAGGGUGGGGCUUUUAUCGGAUGUGACUCGGAUCUUUAGAGAAAACGGGCUUUCGGUUACAAGUGCAGAGGUGACAACGAGAGGAUCAAAGGCUAUAAACACAUUCUAUGUGAUGGAUUCAUCUGGAGAUCAAGUUAAAAGUGAAACAAUUGAAGCAGUUCGAAGUGAAAUUGGUGAGUGCGUACUUAAAGUGAAGGAAGACAGCGUGUCAAUGGUGAAGAAUUCGAACUCUAAUUCACCCCCAACAGGGAGGUUUUCUUUGAGUCAUUUGUUUAGAACUAGAUCGGAAAAGUUUCUGUACACUUUGGGACUAAUUAGUUCGUGUUCGGAAGUAGCUUAAAGAAAUAGAGAAGAGGAUGAUGUUG
Lactuca saligna is the source of this 1774-nucleotide messenger RNA. The record is from the annotation of a GenBank genome assembly. Lineage: Eukaryota; Viridiplantae; Streptophyta; Magnoliopsida; Asterales; Asteraceae.